CUUGCAGAAACGUUCGAGGAUGCUGGUAGAGUUCACACAGACCAACAAACCAACUGCAGUCUGCUACGAGUCAUUUUUUUUUUGCCAGUCUGAUGUGUUUCUCUCCUCAACACUCGUGAAAUGACAGAACAAGUCUCUUUAUUUAAUGAGCUCCAGCCGCUGCAGCAGCAGGAGGAGGAGGACAGACACUGAGGGGGCGGAGGACAGAGCCGGCUUCUCCCCAUGGCCACCGCGCGUUUCCCCGGGAAGAGUGCGGACGUGGCCGCCGCCAACUGGAGCGCUCCGGCUCUGGGCAGGCCGCUGUGUGUCAACGGCACCCCGUGGAUCCUCUACCUGCUGGAGGAGUGUGUGGAUAACAUCUGGGAGUACUGCAGCGUGGUCAUAGGACUUAUAUCCAUGUUCUGUUUUUUGCUGUCCACCUUGCCGCAGGUCUAUGAGGCCUACAGGAAUGGUAAAGUAGAGGAAGCCAUGUCUUUUGGGUUCCUCUUCUUCCUCUUCAGCGGAGACCUGACCAGUUUUGCAGGCUGCUACCUCACUAGCCAGCUGCCAAUUCAGGUAGUCACAGUGGUGUUUUACAUCUUCACAGACCUGAUCCUCAUCUCCCAGUUUCUCUACUAUAAGAUCAAAAACAGCUCUAGCAGAAAAAAUCCUGCGUUGAAGUGGAUGUGCUUCAUGUGGUGUGGUGCUGCUUCAUUAGUUCUCCUGGCUUUGCCCAAACUCAUCAUAGACAAUAGUUCAAGCUUAGACACCCAGAGUCCCGCUACCUCCAAAUCGAUGGAAAUCACCGGCUAUAUAUGUGGAUACUUGGCAUCUGUUUUCUACCUCUGCUCCCGUUUCCCUCAGCUCUAUAAAAAUUUCCAGCGACAGUCUACAGAGGGCACCUCCUACCUGCUGUUUGCCCUGGCCAUGAUGGGUAAUGGAACAUAUGGGUUAAGCGUCAUAGUGGUCCUCCCUGCGCUGAGGGGCUCCAAACAGACCUUCAUUAUCAAACAUCUUGCCUGGCUCAUUGGCAGCCUGGGAGUCCUCAUACUUGACUUUUUGGUGACUGCCCAAUUCAUUAUAUACAAGAAGAACAUCCCUGCUAAAGGCAGUGCACUACUCAGCAUCCCGGAGGUGGAACCUCUUCUGUGUGAGGAAGAGGAGCUAUCAGUAUUAUAGGACAGAGAUCAAACACCAGCAUGGAAGGCUUCUUCAAGAACUGACUGUUUGUUUUUGAUCAGCCUGUGAGUUCUCAGUGGCCAGUGAACAACUUCAGAGACAUUGGUGGACCUUUGCAGAAGGUAGUAGCAGGCAUGUUGUAGCACCAGCAGCUCAUUCUGGUGCAUCUUUAUAGUCUGAUUUUGUUGCUUUCAAGACUACAAACACAGCGAUGAAUUCUUCUAUGGUGUAGAGGGUUAAUAAGGUAGGACAAGCCACACAAAUUAUAUGGUCAAUAUAUUCCUUAACACUCCUUAGUUGCAUUUUCACGGUCUCUCUGCUGUCUUGUCAGCAUGACUUGAGUCUUUUUCUGGUUAUGAGCACUGCCGUUUUUGAUUAAUUAUUCCCCUGGGAUUUCUUGGUUUUGUUUUGCAUGGAAUAACUGUAUUUUUAUGUGCCAUGGGGGAGCCUAGAGGAGAAUGCUGAAUGCCAGAUGUUGUUCCACACAUGCAAGCUUCAUGGAAGAGUGAAGUGCCUGCUAUAUUUACACAUUUUGACAGGGUAAAUACUAUCAUCGAAGCCUGCACGGGUGAGUAUGAAUGGCGGAAACCGGAAUGAAUGGCAGUUUGGAAAGUUUGUGUUCUUAUCUGAUUUUGCAUUUUACUGAAGCUUGACGCAAAGCCGGUAUGAGCAUGAAAUAACAGAAAAAACAGUAAUGUCCUGAUUUGAAGCUGACAGAUAAUUUUGUCGAGUCAUUUCUCAGUGGCAGUUGUGGCUAUAAGGAGAAUUCCUCCAGAGAUGUUAGAUGACUAGACUGACAUUGUGUAAUGUUAAAUAAAUAGGAUGUAAAUGUUGGCUAGGGCCACCCCUUCACUUGAAAGAUGUUCUUUUUUUGUCUGAAGCUAUAUAAUGACCUCAUUUGUCUUUAAAAGGGAUAUUGCAUUUCUCUAUGUUUCUGGUCCAAACUAUCUGCUCUAGUGGAGAAAAACUUUGUGCCUUUUUAAGCUUAAAACAGUCUUAAUAUAAAUGCACUGUAAAUUAUUUUUAAAUUAAAUUAGAUUAAAUUAGAUUUAUAACCAAGUGGUUUAUUUAUGGCAUUGUAGGAAAUGCAGUGGAAGCUUUUGUCUUUUUUACCUCCCCAACCCCUGAAUCAGAUCUGCCCUUCUACAUGUUCUGAGUAGUUUUCUUAUAUAGACAUUCUGUUUUGUAAUAUUUUCAUGAUAUUAAAGAGGACAUGACUACUUGAUUGUCUGUUAAGAAAAAUCGAAGAAAAGAGACAUUAAUGGGAUGUUAUUGAGAAUUGUUAAAGUAUUGAAGUGUAAAAUUCGCUCAUGCAUUUUCUUAUCUGGCAUGAGGUAUACAGCAGAGAGGAUAAUGCUGCCAAGCCAAAUUUAUUUUUACAAUUUUUCCAAUGUAAUUUUUCCAGAGUUUAAUGCUAAACGAGCACAGCAAAAAGCAGAACAGGCCAAAUCAUCAUCUUAUUAAUGAGCAGUUUAACUCUGUAGUCAGAUUUUUGUAAAUGGGUAUUUAUUUACAUCAUUACUCUGCUGAUAUUGUGCCAGAUGUUAUUGUCAUACAGUACGUAUGAGGUGCUGUCACUGUUUAACGCUUGAGUAACUAAACUCGUGUACUUGCAGAGAUCUGCAGAUUUUUCUACCUCAUUAUGAUGUGGACAAGAUUUUUAUUUUUUUUUCCAAGUUUGCAAUAAGAAUUAUUUUGAAUUUGUACACUGUGCUUGUUGCUGGAGAAGUAAUUGAGCACACAUUGCAUUCAAAAAUGUAUAAACAAAAAUAAAAUAAAAAAUUUCUUAAAACUAGCAUUUAAUUGUAACUGUAUUUAUUUAUAACAAUAGCAUGAACAACAUCUCUCGGUCAGGUGAUGAAAUAAUGUGGAUUUAUGCGGACAGAGGGGGAUUUCUUUGAACUAAGACCUUUUUUUUGCAAAUAUGCAACUAGAGUAAUUUUUUUUCACUAGUAAAUUACGUUUUUGCUAAUUAUUUUUAUAUUGCACAAUUCCCACUUACUGCUACUCGUCAAUUCCUUCUAAAUGAGCCUGUUGUACUUUUGCAGUCUAGCACAAAAGUACAUAUUUGUUGGAUAUAUUGCUGCUGUAUGCUGUAGAACUUGUAUUUAUAACACUCUCGUCUAUGUAUUUACUAUUCCUAAGAUGAAGUUAUUUUAUUUAAGCAUAAUGUUCUUUUUUUUUUUUGGUAGAGGAAUUUAAAUGUACAUGGCCAGUUAUAGUGUAAUUCUGAGCUCUGUUCCAGGGUAUAUUUAUCGACAAUGCCAUCCUGUAAUAACUGUUACAUAUAUUGUAAAAGAAGAAAAAACUUGAAUAAACUGCAUUGUACCCUAAA
Molecule: messenger RNA, 3493 nt
Organism: Stegastes partitus (bicolor damselfish)
Lineage: Eukaryota; Metazoa; Chordata; Actinopteri; Pomacentridae
Gene: slc66a1l
Product: solute carrier family 66 member 1 like
Exons: 9
Coding region: 223-1158 (311 amino acids)
Cellular component (GO): lysosomal membrane
Molecular function (GO): L-lysine transmembrane transporter activity
Source: RefSeq, a predicted model, not a curated record